AUGGGAGACAGUGAUGCACUCCUCCAGACCUCUCAACUUGUUUGCUCCCGCAAUAGUCUCCAAGUUGGUGUCCAGAUAAACAGCCUUGUGUCAUCUGGUUUGGAUCCAUUCUCUGGUCGCAUCGAUACAUCUUACUGUUCCAGAUACAGAGGGCGUGAUGGUUUGGUGUGGUACGAAGUGUCGCGUCGGGCUGACUACUGUGGAACAGUACUCACGACCAACAGCACCCAUGCCAUCUACUCCAACUCCUUGCUUCUCUUCUCUGCAAACAAUUAUUCCUCAGAUAUACCUGAGAUUAUUCCUUUCUCCUGUGCUUACCCCUUGGAAACAAAUGCCAGCCUGAACACUUUAAUCAUACCACAACAGAAUGAAAGUGGUCUUUCAGGGUCAGGUACCAAAGCCACAGCCUACAUGAAUCUAUACAGAGACGCCAGAUUUUACAGAAGGUACUCAUCAGGCUGGGUCAUCCUACCAAAGGGCUCUGCCCUACAUGUGGAAGUGUCUUCAGACGAGAGAGAUUAUAGCUUUGUAGUGGUUCUGGAGAGAUGCUACACCACUCACUCUUCAAGCCCUGAUGAUGCAGUGCGAGACACCUUCAUUCUUUCCCGGUGUCCUACUGACCCUCAACAUGUGAGAAUUGUUCAGAACGGCAUCUCUCUCCAUGCUCGUUUCUCUGCCUUCAGUGUCCAGAGUGACAGUAGAUUCAUCUUCCUUCACUGUGAACUAAGCCUCUGUGACGCCAGAAACAACAUCUGUGUCCCCUCUUGUGGAGACAGGAUACCGCGCUCUGUUCCAGAUUCAGCUCAGCUUGAUCUCCUCAGCAUUGGACCAAUUGCCUGGGACAAGUGACCUGUUAAAGGAGUGAGCUGGGCAACGCUACAAACUGAUGCAUGCUUUUUUUUAAAGAUAUUUUUAGUUUAGAUGGUGUUUAAUUGCAUAAUGAUUAAAUACCCUUCAUUUGAAUAGUCUCAGUGUGUAGGCAGUGCUCAGCACUGACUCUGUUUUAGCUCCCUACAAACUUUGUAAUGUCUAAACUGCAUUUUACUGUCAUUAAAAAAACUAUACAAUCCAGAUACAUUCACGGGAAAAUGAGUUGCAAUAAAUAUGUGCAUGAAAAUAUGA
Acanthochromis polyacanthus (spiny chromis) is the source of this 1122-nucleotide messenger RNA. RefSeq names its product uromodulin-like. The record is from RefSeq and is a predicted model, not a curated record. Gene Ontology annotation, biological process: neutrophil migration. NCBI's taxonomy places the organism in Eukaryota, Metazoa, Chordata, Actinopteri, Pomacentridae. The transcript has 7 exons. The coding region runs from base 1 to 849 and encodes 282 amino acids. Gene Ontology annotation, cellular component: apical plasma membrane; cell surface.